UCUGUACAUCUAAUCAAUGUCAGUCAACUGCACUAAAUGUCGGACAUUUCUGAUAUUGAUAUCAUCCACACAACUACUCCUGAGUGGGCGGAGCCUCCAUCAAGCGAUGAGAGCGAACCAGAUCACGAGGGCGUCAAUAUCUGGAAGGGGAUUGUGGAUGAGUGCGAAAAGGACAGAGGCGAACUGGAUGAGUACUUGAAGAGGCGCGAUGAAGCAGAAGGCCAGAUUGGGGUGGAGCAACUUCCUCUGAUCGCUGCCUUAAACGCCGCCCUUCUACCAAUUCUUCGGCAAGCAAUGGUUGCGUUGCUCGAGACUGUUCGUGAAGAGUCCAGCUGCUACCGCCCCAAAAGCGCAUUGAAUGGCAUCGAUUUCAUCAGCGAGUACCUUUACAACAUGAACCAUCGGUACCCGGAACGACGACAAUCCUGGACAUACAUUUUCGACAUGAAAUGGGUGAAAGACCGACUGGACGCUCAUCCGCGACCUUUUUAUCCCUUUUCGUUGAUUUGGAGCCGGGCAUAUGCAGCCCUUAAAAUACAGGCGUUCAUGAGGGGCUAUUGGGUGCGCCGAAGAACGGACGUUCAAGAAGUGCGGACCUUCUGGAAGGACUACAAGGCGACGAAACGCCGGGAAGAGCAAAUGACGGUCAUCUAGACGUUUCACUCAACAAAAGCAUAAUAAAUUAAUCCAAACAUU
This is a messenger RNA of Dendroctonus ponderosae (mountain pine beetle), 696 nucleotides long. RefSeq lists its product as uncharacterized. Lineage: Eukaryota; Metazoa; Arthropoda; Insecta; Coleoptera; Curculionidae. The record is from RefSeq and is a predicted model, not a curated record. The transcript has 4 exons. The coding region runs from base 37 to 654 and encodes 205 amino acids. Gene Ontology annotation, molecular function: protein binding.